UGGGGAUUUGCAACGCGCCUGCCACGUUUCAGCGAUGAACAUGAUAUUCCAAAACUUCGUCAACAAGACACGGCUAACUCAGGGAAUGAUCAACUUUUGCGUGAUCGUAUACAUGGAUGAUAUCCUUGUCUACUUGGAGACCUAUCACGGGCAUGCGCAACACAUUGAGUGGACAUUGGGAGCGCUGAGGGAUGCUGGAUUCAAGAUCGCACUCGAAAAGAGCGAAUUUUUCCUCUCGGAAAUUUCGUUCCUAGGUUAUGUUGUGACACGUGGAGGAUUGCGGCCUGACUCGAGAAAGGUCGCGGCGGUGAAAGAAGCUCUGGUUCCCACGUCGCUGAUGCAGGUUCGAGCCUUCUUGGGGUUGGCAUCGUACUAUCGCCGUUUCAUCAAAGGCUUCGCCGCGAUUGCACAGCCACUAACGGACCUGUUACGAAAGGACCAUCCUCUCAGUUGGGACGCAGAGUGUGAGCAGGCCUUUGCGACCCUCAAAGACGCUCUGGCGACGACACCUAUUUUGAUCCGACCGGACCCCUCGAAACAGUUCAUUCUUAUCACGGACUGGCAACCGGAAGCUAUUUUCGCUAUUCUAGCGCAAAAGCAGAACGAUGGUCGCGAACACGUCAUCGAGUACGCGUCGCGAACGGUGCCAGACGAACGGAGGAAUGACUCAGCGCCCCAAGGGUCACGUGGACGCGGCACGGGGAUCACCGCCAAUGGGCCGAGUACCUCGAGCUGCUUAUCAUCCAGGCGCGGCAAACGGAAGGGGAGGGCGAUUUGCUCGGAUUCCUCUUUGGAUCGGUGCGGCCCGAUCGUCGAGAUCGUCUCGCAGAGCGACGAAAGCCCAGUCCCGCACGUUCUCACGCGGACCUUGGUGCCAUAUCUUCAGUGGUCGGCGUGCUUGGAGGAACCGGGAAGCGGCCGCAACCCACCAUCACAGCGCGGUUAUCUGGACUCGCACGAGAUAAUCGACCUCGCCUUCUUUCAAGAUCGAACAGCUUCCGAGAACGAGGAGGUAGAGAUUGAAGCGGAAGAAGAAAGCUCGGAAGAAGAGGAAGAAGCCGAAGAAGAGGCCAAUGAGGAAGAAACUUUCGAAGAGGGGAGUUACAGUGAGCACAACGAAGGGGAGCAAAGUGAGGAGGACGAGGUGGAAGAACAAGAUGACGAGGAGGAAGAAGAAAGAGACCAGGAGGAGUUAGAAGAAUCGGAAUGGGAGGGAUUUGAGGAGGAAGUGCGUGACGAGGCUCGGGCGCAGGCUCAGGCGCAGAAGAGGGAAGAAAUCGCGGUCGGGAAGAGACAGUUGGAAUUCGCCAGCGCAGCUGACCAGCCGCUCGCCAACGAUCCGGCCCGGGAUCCAGAGCCACCUAAGCCCGAGGAUGGAGAGACAGCUGCCGAGACUUCGGCCGCACCAGCAAGACGGCGACGGAAUAACGGCGCCAACGGCGUGUCUACUCGAACAGCUUAUGAUGAAUCCGUGCCGUCGCGAUCAAUCAGGGGAGCGGACAUGCCUCUUGGAGAUAAUUAUGACAGCCAAGGAAUGGUGGCCAUCCAGCUCCCAUUGGUAAUAAACACUUGGAAUUUUCCAACUGCCACAUUGAAGGCAUGGGACAUCGUCUCUGGACCAACAAAAGGUGGGGAUGGUUCGCUGAUCACCACAAACUAUGGCAGCAAUCUGGCCGUUGAUGCGGUUGUUGCAGGCUGCAGUGCUUGUGAGGAGGAGCGCUGCGACCGCACUGGUGCCCAAGUCCUGUGGUUGUGGGGACCACAAGGGCACGGUUUCUUUCCGUUUCCUUUCCGUGCGAAGUUCGUCAUCCAUAAAUCCAAGAAUUUCACCUCUGACAAUGGAAUACGAAUGCCCCCAACCGUCUCUAUUAAUCAUUACUCCAAUCCCGAAGACCAACGAAAUAGGACCAGAGUCCUAUCGCGUUAUUCCAUGCUAAUAUAGGAUGACAGUGCAGCAGCUGGUGUGAGCAUGGAAGUGCUGUCUAUGGCACUCAUUGGAAAACGAUUGCAACUCCAGCCAACUCCACAGAGAUAUGAACAGUAUGCGGAUGCCCACUCGCAAGCUCCACAGCUUCCAGAGAACGAUCCGGCCGACCCUCCCUGCUCUCCCGAAACAGGCCGAGCAGCGUCUUUUGCCUGUGCAAAUCAGAUGGAUUCUGCUGCUGGUGUUGGAUAUGGAGGGAGUCCUGAUGAGAGUGGAGAGACAACGCUUGAUGCCAUGGUCAUGGAGGGGGCCACAAUGGAUGUAGGUGCUGUGGGAUCACUACGAGGGGUCAAACAUGCGGCAUGUGUGGCACGUCUUGUCUUAAGGUAUACAGAGCAUACCCUCCUCGUCGGUGAGCAAGCAGCGCAAUUUGCACUAUCGAUGGGCUUAGCAGGGCCAACCAACCUUUCCACGGCGGAGUCUGUAGGGAUGUGGACUUCCUGGAUCAAGGACAAUUGCCAACCAAAUUUUCGAAGGAACGUUGUACCUGACAGCAAGACUUCAUGUGGUCCUUAUCGACCGUCGUGCACUUGCAACUAUCCAAUCCCAACGCAGGGAAGUGUUUGCAAAGAGGAUUGCAAGGAGGAGGGCAAAGCAACCGUUGGGAAAGCGGGUGCUGAAGUGGGUGCCAAAGCAGGACAAGUUAGAUUCUGUGGGUCCAGGGAGGACCCUGGGACUGGACUCAGGUUCCCGGACGGACACAGGGGCCAUGACACUAUCGCAAUGGCAGUCAUCGACAAGCAUGGGAACAUUGCGGUUGGCACAUCGACGAAUGGUGCUUCCCACAAGAUACCAGGAAGGGUGGGUGAUGGACCAAUACCAGGGGCCGCUGCGUAUGCUGACAAUGAUGUGGGUGCAUGCGGAGCAACAGGCGAUGGGGACAUAAUGAUGAGGUUUCUUCCAUGCUAUCAAGUGGUCGAGAGCAUGCGAAGGGGAAUGGAACCGAAGGCAGCCGCUGAGGACGCUAUUGCAAGGAUUCGGAGGAAGUACCCCAAGUUUGUUGGGGCAAUUUUUGCUGUCGACAGAAAAGGACGUCAUGCCGGAGCUUGCCAUGGGUGGACCUUCACCUACCUUGUGAGAUCUGCAGCCAAAGACGACGUGCAACUGUUCACAGUCUCGCCAGCAGUUGCCGUUUCCCAAGUCUAGAGGUUUGCAUGUACUCGUUGCCUUUUGUUGUUGUCAUCGUCAUUGUCAUCAUCUGGCAUCAUCGUCGUCAUCGGACAAGCGGGUUAACGGAGGCCCGGAAAUUUGCGGUUUUCGCCGACAGUUUCGGUGCAAAAAAAUUCAGCGAAAAGGUCGUUGUCAUCAUCAGCAGCAGCAGCAUCGUCGUCGUCAUCAUUAUGCCAGUCGACGAAAAACAACCAUUUUUUUUCAGGAUCUUCGCUGCUAGGAGGGACAAUCCUUCCUUGUAGUUUUCCUAACCUAUCAGCACUGACCUGUUGCUCUUGCAGAUUCAUCUGACGGCGCAUUGUGGUUUAGGUUGCAGGCUCAAAUCCUCUGACCUGCAGACAUUGUGCACCCACACAGAUAGCAAAGUUAGCAGGUGGACCGUGGGUACCCGUGUCCGAUGGCAAGGAGGGGGCUUACGACCUUCCAUGGGGGUGAUAAGCCUUGUACCAAAGCGGUCGUGGGUGCUCCCUUUUGAGGCCUAUACCACUACUGUAUCCGAAGCGUGAAGGAUCGGGUCAAUCUAAGCCGCUAAUUUACAAUCACGAUUCAAAAUUGGAUUGCUGAUACGAUACAGCAGCAUCAGACCACAGUAGUCGCACAAAACACUUUCCGUGCGAGAAUGGGGUUCUGUGAUAGUACUUCAUAGUGCACAUGCAGCUUUCAACCAAACUGUCCCAAUGGCACUGUAAUAUUCCCACAAGAUCCUCGUCAUGACUUCAGAAGGAGCCGUAACUCCCACAGGUACCACACUCUUCCCACAGGUAGUGCCGUUAUUCCUGAGUAAGUACUUCAGAAUGAGCCGUUAAUCCCGAAGGUCGUAAUGUCAGAUGGAGCCGCUACGUCACAGAGUGUAUGUGACCCCAUGAAACCUUAAACCGGGUAUGCUUCCGAGCUAUUUUUUCAGAGUCGGGGAACGUAUACAGCUGUGACUCUCAGAAAGUACUGGGGGCCGGGGCACCACUUCGUUGGAUACUCAACCAGGCAAAAUGGGUUGCACGCGAGGGCCCUCUUUUUGCCUGGAUGGAUAUCCAGCGAAACGCCACCCCGGUACUUCCCGAAAGUUGCGGCGGCUGUAUAUGAGCCGCAUAAUUUUUUGUUUUCCAAGCGGGGAAAGGUACUGAAACAGCAUACAUGCCGGUCGUGCUGAUGAACAGACGCCCCACUGCACAGUGCACACAUUAAUUUUAAGUGUUGUAGUUAUUCAUUCACAGAAUUCUCAUGUGAUGCAUACACAGUUGAACAGGGGAGACGGUAGCUUCCAGAUCACGUGCAGCACCCCGAAAAGCUUUCAGGGUAAAUAAAUGAAGGCCGAGUAG
Molecule: messenger RNA, 4470 nt
Organism: Chara braunii
Lineage: Eukaryota; Viridiplantae; Streptophyta; Charophyceae; Charales; Characeae
Source: the annotation of a GenBank genome assembly